AUGGCGGGUCUUAGCCACGUUCCGAGCCUAGAUAAGCUCUUAGGGGAGAGCCCGUCUCGGCUUAACCUAAGUAUGUUCGGCCGGCCGGGGGCAGAAGCUGACGCAGGGAUCUCCGCUUCCGCCGCCGCCGCUGCCGCCGCCGCAGGAGGCGCUGCUGCCGACGGGCUCGGCGCAAUGGGGGGCAGCAGGCAUAGUCGUUUAGACCUGGCGGGGGGGGAUCCGCGGCUGGGGUUAUCCGCGCCGAGGCGGGCAGCGGGGGAAGAAGCGGAGGCGGGGCGAGGCGGGGCAAAUGCCGUGGCGGGGGAUGGCGGAAACCAAAACCAUUCCUCCCCCCGCCCUCCCCGUUACUCCUCCCCUUCCAUCGUACCCGCUCCCCCCUUUGCCUUCCGCCCCCCGCCUGCUGCUCCUCAGGCCCCAACCGCAGACGCAGCAGCUGCCAUGACCGGCGCCUCCGCCGCAAGUGCCGCAGCCGCAGCCGUAGCCAAUGGCGUGGCGACAAAUGGCACUCCAGCAUCGGCGAACGGCGCGCCUCUCUCUCCGCCUCCCCCGCCGUCCGUGUUCCACCCGACCCCGGAGGAAAUGGGCCGCCUGUGCGCCCCGCCUGGCGCGGCGGAAGCCGCCAGCCCGAUCUCCGGCAGGCAGCCGGGCGGGGGAGCUGGCGGAAAGGGUGCGGGGAAGAGGGGUUUGGGAGGAGCGUCGAGCGGGCGGGGGGGAGGCGGAGGGGGAACGAGGGCGGGCGCGCAUGGGGGAGGCGGGAGGGAGAAUGGGAUUGGGUCGGAUGAAAAUCAUUCUGAUGAUGGGGGGAGGUCGGAAGGGGAGGAUGAGCUGGUAGCGUCGUUGGAGCAUCUGACUGAUCCAGAAGAGAUUAAGCGAGUCAAGAGGAUGCUGUCCAAUCGCGAGUCGGCGCGGCGGUCGCGGCGGCGAAAGCAGGCGCACAUGGGGGAGAUGGAGACGCAGGUGACUCAGCUGCAGAUCGAGAACGCCAACCUGGCCAGCCGCCUCGGGGAGAUCGGGCGCAAAUACAGCGACGCCGCCGUCGACAACCGCGUGUUAAAAUCUGACGUGGAGGCGCUGCGAGCUAAGGUGAAAAUGGCUGAGGAGAUGUUAGGAAGGGUGAAUCACAUGGCACAGUAUAUGUAUCAUCAUCACCACCAGCCCAUGGCUUAUCGGCAUGAUCCUGCUGCUGCCGCUGCUGCGGCUGCGGCGGCUGCUGCGGCGGCGGCUGGUUCGAUGCCCUGCGCUUUCAGCAGCAGCAGCACACCAUGGGGCAUAUUCACUCGAGGCUCUGCGCGCUGGGGGUGUGCACCUCCCUGGUUCGGGUAUUUCCCCUCAUAA
Messenger RNA from Closterium sp. NIES-65, 1335 nucleotides. The record is from the annotation of a GenBank genome assembly. Lineage: Eukaryota; Viridiplantae; Streptophyta; Zygnematophyceae; Desmidiales; Closteriaceae.